Molecule: messenger RNA, 995 nt
Organism: Halteromyces radiatus
Lineage: Eukaryota; Fungi; Mucoromycota; Mucoromycetes; Mucorales; Cunninghamellaceae
Product: RmlC-like cupin domain-containing protein
Exons: 4
Coding region: 33-923 (296 amino acids)
Source: RefSeq, a predicted model, not a curated record
CAAACUUAUUAUUAUACCUAUUCUUUCUUAUCAUGGCUUCUGUUACAAGAUCUAUUGUUAAAUCAGUCCUCUCUCGUGAACAAAUGGACGGUGUUGGUGCAAGAGUUUAUCGUUCUAUUGGUACCCAAGCUCUACGCAAUUUGGAUCCUUUCUUAAUGUUGGAUGAAUUCGAUGUUGAACCUCCUGCAGGGUUCCCUUUACACCCUCACAGAGGAUUUGAAACUGUUACUUACCUAUUGGAUGGGAAAUUCCAGCAUGAAGAUUUUAAAGGACAUCGUGGACUUCUUACACCAGGUUGUUUACAAUGGAUGACAGCUGGACGAGGCAUUGUUCAUGCAGAAUUACCAGUGAAGGGUCAAACCGAAAGGGCACAUGGAUUACAACUAUGGGUGAAUUUGGCAAGCAAAGACAAGAUGAUUGAACCAAGUUAUCAAGAAUUUCCUGCUGACAAAGUUGUAAGUGUCUCACCAACACCAGGUUUGGAUAUCAAAGUUAUUGCAGGUGAAUCUUAUGGUACCAAAAGUCCAGUCUUUACUCGUACACCUACUAUGUUUAUUGAUGUCAAGAUGGCCAAGAAAGGACUCACUAUGGAACAAUCCAUUCCUGCCGAUUUCCGAGGUUUUAUCUAUACAUUAGAAGGAAAGGCUUCUUUUGGAGGUUCCAAACAUGUUGCUGAUGCUCAUCAUACUCUUGUACUCAGUGAUGAAGGUACCACUAUUCCUGUAGAAGCACUCUCUGACAACUGUCACUUUGUUAUUAUUGCUGGUCGACCUCUCAACGAACCUAUCGUACAAUAUGGUCCAUUUGUCAUGAAUACAAAAGAAGAAAUCUAUCAAGCUUUUGCUGAUUAUGAAAGAGGUCAAAAUGGUUUUGAAGGUGCAAACGAAUUUGUAUCUGAAAUUGAAAAGGAUUGGAAAAAUUAGAUGAUUCUUUGUCUAUCUCGUUUUGGUUGGAUGGUUCAUAUAGUAUAUAGUAUUAUUUUUAUUGUAUUUUUA